AUGUCUACUUCAGUCACCGCCUCCAGCUCGCUCCCCGAUAACCCUCGCCCCAGUCGCUUGCGCCGCUUCAGCCAACUGCGAACUUACACUCAUAAUCUUUCCUCCACUGGUUCCCAACGAUCAAGAAAUAGUAUAAGUAGUCGAGUUCCUUGGCGCACCUCAAUUUCGGGCUCAAACUCUCCGACAGUGGAGAACUCCACCACUCCAUGUCCUGAAACCGAACCAUCUCUCUCCCGCUACACUUCUGCGCCCGCUCCCAGCUACGGUAUCGGCGACCUCAACAGCCACGCUUCGUCUACCGAAUCCGCCACUUCAACCCCUUUGAACGAAGUCGACGAGACACCUCAUGUGAUGGCGCGGCUAAGGAGCGCAUCGGCGGCCCAGCAAUCGACACCCUCCCCUGAACCGAGCGUCGUUCCAGAAAGCGCGGCAGCGGCAGCGGCAGAGACCGCCCCCGCGGAGUCGACUACCCCGCCAAGAUCGGAAACAAAGGCAACCAUUCGAUUCUUCCCAUACACGGAUACCUCCCAAAGCUCUCGGCCGUCCCUACCUUUCGUCCCUGUCACUCGAACCCUUCCGUCGGAGAGCUGUGUCAUCAGAGUCGGUCGAUACUCUGAACGAGAUGGUGUGCCAAACCCCAACCCAACUGAACCCACGGACACCCCUGUCGGCUUCAAGUCAAAGGUCGUGAGUCGUAAACACUGUGAGUUCCUAUACGUGAACGGCCAGUGGCACAUCAAAGAUGUCGGAAGUUCCUCGGGGACCUUCUUGAACCACAUGCGCCUCAGUCAGCCGAACAUGGUGUCCCGCCUGUAUUCCAUCAAGGACGGCGACAUCGUGCAGUUGGGUAUCGACUUCCGCGGGGGAGAGGAGAUGAUCUUCCGAUGUGUUCGAAUCCGAAUCGAGUGUAAUCGAUCAUGGCAGCAGAAGCCUAAUGAGUUCAACAAAAACACCGAGAGUUUGAUCAAAAACCUUGGAAAGGGCGAGACGGCCGAUUAUUCAGGUUGUCGUGAAUGCUCUAUUUGCCUUGGCUCUGUCUUGCGACCAUACCAGUGCUUGUUCAUGGCAGCAUGCGCCCACGUCUGGCAUUACAAGUGCAUUAGUCGCCUACUGCACUCACCCGACUAUCCAAUGUUCCAAUGCCCCAACUGUCGCGCAUUCACUGACCUCAGCGCCGACGUUGAUGAUACCAACGAAGCCGAUGACACACCAGAAAACGAUCAGUCCAAAGAUGAAGCCUCGAAUGCCUCUGCCGAACCUGAAACAGAUGCACCCUCGAAUGCCGAUACAAACAGCACCGAAGAGCCCCAGGAGCAGCCGGAACAGCUCCCCGAAGAAGCAGCGCUGGCCAACGAGGUCGAAAACCUGCACCUGGAAGAGCUCGAUCGCCAAAUGGAAAGCGCUUUCCGCUCGACUUCCCCAGAUGGUCUCGCUCGCAGUGCCACCGUCAACAUCCCUGGCUGGCAACCCUCGCUUCCUCUAAGUGUGCCCGCAGGCCGUCCACCACAUUUGCGAUCCGACACCCCUACAUCCGAUGACAACCCAUUGACACCUCGGAACGACUCCGGGCCCCUUGCAUUCGACGGUCGAGCAGGCAUGCUGUAA
This is a messenger RNA of Penicillium brevicompactum, 1605 nucleotides long. RefSeq names its product FHA domain protein. The coding region runs from base 1 to 1605 and encodes 534 amino acids. The transcript is spliced from 4 exons. Gene Ontology annotation, cellular component: ubiquitin ligase complex; cell division site; mitotic spindle pole body. Lineage: Eukaryota; Fungi; Ascomycota; Eurotiomycetes; Eurotiales; Aspergillaceae. The record is from RefSeq and is a predicted model, not a curated record. Gene Ontology annotation, molecular function: protein binding; ubiquitin protein ligase activity. Gene Ontology annotation, biological process: mitotic spindle assembly checkpoint signaling; negative regulation of septation initiation signaling; protein ubiquitination.